UUCACGGCUAUUACCAUAAUACCCUCCGCACUUUUUUUAAAUCGUAACCGGUACGGAGAACGAGAAGAAAUUAAUAAAACCGGUUAUCGGCUUACGAAAAUGUCCGGUUUAAUUGAACCGGCUCCAGCUUAUUUAACUGUUUCGAGAAGAAGGCUUUUGUUUUCUUUCGCCUAUUCAUCUUCCUCGAGGGUUUUGCGCUCAUCCUUCUCUCUUCUCUCUCUCUGUGAUGACGACGAGAUCUGAUUCCGACGACUGUCUUCUGCAAGACCCACUAACCUCCUCCGUGAAAGCUUCGAUAUCUCGUGAAGAUUCUGCUCAAGACUCGCUAAAGGUCGUUUCUUUACCUCCACUAGAGAACGACUCUGUUUUUGAGAUAAGCUCAGAGAUUCAAGUAAAGUCUUCUCCUUUCGCUUCUAUUCCUGAGAAAGAUGUAGAAACUGUACACGAGAAAGAAGCCCAGGCGAUGGAUGUGGAUUGUCCUGGAGUCUACUCUGUAUCCGAAGCUAGCUCCUCGUUUCUUGAAGACGACAAGAUGGAGACUGAUGGGUCAGUUGUUUGUAACUCUGAGAAGAAGGGACAAGAAGAUUCGGAGGUUCAGAGACUUUUGGAGGCUGAGAAGAGGAGACUGUUGGCUGAGAUCGAAACGGGGACAAUCUUCAGGAAGAAGGAAGAUGAGGAGCAGCAUCAGAAGGUGGAGAGAGUGAGAGUUAAGGACAACGCUUUCGUUGGGAGGUCUGUGAAGAUCGAUGUGGUUGAUGACACCGCGUUGCUCAACGUUGUUCCUUUCUGCAGCAAGAAAGGCAAAGAUCAUCAUCCCAAGAGGUCGGGAGCUGCGCACAGUGAUGAUAAGGAGGCGCCAAGAAAGCAGAAGAAGACUGUUGGGAAGCAUCAACAUGUUGAGACAAGUGGGGAUCAGUUGCGGGUAAUGUACUCUUUGAACCAGAUGAAGUCGAUGAGGUAUGCUAACAUGGCGAAUCAGAGGAAGCUGUGGAGUGACAUGUAUGCUAGGCUGGUGCCUGAGCUGGUGAGUGAGUACGAAGGUCUAGUUAGCACGAAGAAGAAUCAGAAGAGUUCGAAGUCGAGUGGCAUUGGUAUUCUCGGCACCAAAGAAGGUAUAGAUGACUUAACUCUUGAAGAAGAGGAAGAGGAGGAGUACAAUGAAGAUAAUGACUAUUACAAUAGCAUUUUGAGACCUGCGUUUGCUGUGGAUGGAGAACCUGAUUUUGAGUCUGGACCACCAGAAGAUGGCUUUGAAUACUUAAGACGAGUCAGGUGGGAAGCUAAGCGUGUUCCCAAUGUAAAAGUUGCCAAGAUAGAUGAAAGCAAGUACAUACCGAAAGAGCAAAGUGUUUACAUGCCACAGAUACCUGAAAUCCCCAAAUGCCCAGAGCACUUGUUACCACUCAAGGAGUGGGAAGACUCAUUGCUUUCUGACUUCUCACACCUUCGCCUGGCUUUAUCUCAAGAGGCUAACGAGUGCUGCGGGGAUGAGACAAUGUCAUCAACUCAGUCGAUUGAAUAUGAGCUUAUGGGGAUGUUCACUACGCGCGUCAACACUGUUGUAGAUGAGCCGUUUGGUGUGGUGGUUUCAGAGAUACAAGGAAUGGACUCGGUGACGCGUGUAUCGAGGCUGAAGAAGAAGAUAUGUUUGGUUGAGAAGGAGAGCGGUUUACAGGGGAGUGACUGUAUAUGGGUAGUAGCAUUGUGUGCAUCGGUGGACACUCCUUUGGAUGGUGAUACGUGUGCUUGUCUCAGAGCUGUUCUGAGGAAGUGUGCUAGUGUUCGUGCGUUAGAGGUUGAAGAUGAGCAAGUUAUCAUCAUGGCUAAUAUGCUCAUUACCAUUGCAGGCAGAUAUUUUGGCCAAAUGGAAUAAGAGAGUAAGUUAGAUGAUAAAUGAUGUUACUUUGAAUCGUCUUUGACUCUUUGUUGAAUCAAACUGAAGAAGAAUUACUUGGGUAUUUUUUCUCCUUUAUGUAUCUUAUCCAUAGUUUAAUUUUAAUCCAAAACAAACACAACCUUUCCUUUU
Molecule: messenger RNA, 2026 nt
Organism: Brassica rapa (field mustard)
Lineage: Eukaryota; Viridiplantae; Streptophyta; Magnoliopsida; Brassicales; Brassicaceae
Biological process (GO): spliceosomal snRNP assembly
Cellular component (GO): nucleus; SMN complex
Source: RefSeq, a predicted model, not a curated record